Messenger RNA from Pseudoliparis swirei, 5447 nucleotides. It is a transcript of the gene klhl3, whose product is annotated as kelch-like family member 3. The transcript has 14 exons. Gene Ontology annotation, molecular function: protein binding. NCBI's taxonomy places the organism in Eukaryota, Metazoa, Chordata, Actinopteri, Perciformes, Liparidae. The record is from RefSeq and is a predicted model, not a curated record. Bases 1298 to 3013 code for a protein of 571 amino acids.
GCUGAUGCAGCUGAGUUUCUAAACGCAACUCCCGAGUUAACGCGUCGACAUCUCCGCGGUCCUCGAGGUGUCGCUUGCGGAGAGCGAGCUGGUCGUAAACCGGCUACCCAUAUUAUAAUAUCAUAAUCCUCGGUACGAUUUCAUGUGCGAUGUGGCGGUUAACGGUCGCUUUCUUUAGCUCGCGUUAGCAGCAGUGGAUGCUCAUCAAAACAAACAGCAUUUUAUUCGUAAACUUUCUUUUUUCUUCAUAGGGUGAUUAUUUUUUUAAAGGAAAAUAUUUCUGUAAAAGUCAGACGUAUGACUAUUUAAAACUGAUUCGUUGUGCUGUUGUGAAUUAGCACAUGAAUCCUCCUGUGGCUCCUCGUUAAUAACGCACCGACAGGGCUUUACUGAUUGCAUCGUGUGCAGACUGAAGACUGGUUUAUUGUGAGGAUGCAAGACAACACAGGGACGGUACUGCACACAGGCGACUCUUGUCUCACUCAUAAUGUGACACGUGUAAUUUAAAUCCCACAUGGCUCGAUUAAAUAAACAACAAUAGCAGCUUUAUAAAACCUUGAGUAACAGGAAAUGUUUUAGUUUUCCCUCUUUGUGUGACCAAGGAGGGCUUCAAGGAGGAGGCUGGCGUUAUUCACUCAACAAAUCCAAGAAAAGACUAAAACCAUCCACAAAUGUAUCCCAGUCGUACAACCGUAGAAGGCAACACAGUUUGACUUUAUUACAGUUGCCGCUGUUAUUUUCACUAAAUGUACAUUCAUUCAUGGCCUUACAACUGCACUAUUACUCCUGUGUAACAUUUGCUGUAACUAUAGCGACCGGCUGUAUCAGGAAACAAUCUAGCCAUGAACAGAAACCACAUUGUGAUUUAGAUUUAGUUGUUUUUAGUACAGACUAGUGGGUUCUAGGCUGAGAGCCACAGAUGUCCCCAUGUCCGGGCGAUAAUAAUUAGUAAAUUGUCUUAUCGCCCAACCGUAUAUGCAUUAUUAAAAAUAGAGUGGAGAAACCAAAGUAGUGACGCAUUGCAUGUUUACGUACUGGCUAUUUCUAUGGUAUAACACAAUAUGGACAACAGCGACAAAACGAGCAUUUGAUUAAUUUUACCGCUGUUAUUCAUCAUCGUGUCCUCGUCCCGUCGUCCCUUCCCAGCCCUGGCGAUGAACCAGAAGGUAGCCCCUCUCACUGUUUUGUGAAUCGCUAUCUCCACUGAUCCAGAAACUGCCUCUCAUGUCUUCCCAGCCUGGUGGCCAAGCCGGCCUCGCCACGUCCGAACUGCAACACGGACUCCGAGGAGGACGCGAUGAACGGAGGGAUGCACACCUUCAACCAGAUGCACAUGAGGAAGGCUUUCCAGCUGAUGAAUGACCUGAGGAGUAAAAAGAUCCUGUGUGACGUCCAGCUGGUGGCGGGGAGCGUCGAAGUGCCGGCUCACAGGGUGGUCCUGUCGUCCUGUAGUCCCUACUUCUGUGCCAUGUUCACAGGUGACAUGAGUGAGAGCAAAGCCCAUCAGGUGGAGAUCAGGGAGGUGGACGGACAGACCCUCAGGAAGCUGAUCGACUACAUCUACACGGCGGAGAUAGAGGUCACAGAGGACAACGUCCAGGUUCUGCUGCCAGCAGCCAGCCUCCUCCAGCUGAUGGAUGUUCGUCAGAUUUGUUGUGAGUUCCUUCAGUCUCAGCUUCACUCCACCAACUGUCUGGGCAUCAGAGCCUUUGCUGAUCUGCACACGUGCACACAGCUUCUCGACCAGGCCCACGCAUACGCCGAGCAGCAUUUCUUUGACGUGGUGCAGGGAGAAGAGUUCCUGGGCCUUUCUCUGCAGCAGGUGUGCAGCCUCAUCUCCAGCGACAAACUGACGGUGUCCACAGAGGAGAAGGUAUUUGAGGCGAUGAUUUCGUGGAUCAAGUCCGAUAAGCCGGCUCGUCUGGAGCACAUGCCCAAACUGAUGGAGCAUGUCAGACUCCCACUGUUGUCUAGGGAUUACCUGGUGCAGAUCGUGGAGGAAGAGGCUUUGAUAAAGAACAACAACACCUGUAAGGAUUUUCUCAUAGAGGCCAUGAAGUAUCACCUGCUGCCGGCGGACCAACGGCACCUCAUCAAGACAGACAGGACCCGGCCACGCACUCCCAUCAGCAUCCCAAAAGUGAUGAUCGUGGUGGGCGGACAGGCCCCGAAGGCGAUCCGUGGCGUGGAGUGUUACGACUUCCAGGAAGAUCGAUGGUACCAAGUAGCGGACCUGCCUUCAAGACGCUGCCGGGCCGGUGUGGUUUCCGUGGCGGGCCGCGUCUACGCGGUCGGGGGCUUCAACAGUUCACUGCGGGAGCGAACGGUGGACGUGUACGACGGCGUGAGGGACCAGUGGACCGCGGUGGCGAGCAUGCAGGAGAGGCGGAGCACGCUGGGAGCUGCUGUGCUCGGGGAUUUACUGUACGCCGUGGGGGGCUUCAACGGCAGCAUAGGUCUGUCGACAGUAGAAGUCCACAAUUAUAAAACCAACGAGUGGAUCUACGUCGCCUCCAUGAACACCAGACGCAGCAGCGUGGGUGUCGGGGUGGUGGCUGGUGAGACCAGAAGUAAGUUGUAUGCAGUAGGAGGCUAUGACGGAGCAACCCGUCAGUGUCUCAGUACAGUGGAGGAGUACGACCCCGUUGCUGAUCAGUGGUGCUACGUAGCUGACAUGAGCACCCGACGCAGUGGAGCAGGGGUCGGUGUGUUGAGUGGCCAGCUGUAUGCAGCAGGAGGACAUGACGGCCCCCUGGUGAGGAAGAGCGUCGAGGUGUACGACCCACACACCAACAGCUGGAGGCUGGUCUGUGACAUGAACAUGUGCCGACGUAACGCAGGCGUCUGUGCCAUCAACGGGCUGCUGUACGUGAUCGGAGGAGACGACGGCUCCUGUAACCUCUCCUCCGUCGAGUUUUACAACCCGGCCAUCGACAAGUGGAGCCUCAUCCCCACGAACAUGUGCAACGGACGCAGCUACGCAGGAGUCGCGGUGAUUGACAAGCCGCUAUGACCGGGCGCCGCCCCCAGCCUCAGCAGCCGCUCUCCCAGAGACUCGGGGCGCCUGAGACGGCGAGCGCCGCGCCAACGCUUCCAGUCCACAGCUGGUUGAAUCCAGGAUGCAAUUAUUUAUUUAUUUUGCCGCUAAAACCACAACCUGAUUUAGUUGCCAUGCUCGUUUAAACGUGUGAGAUCCUGACUUUCAAAAGGACAACGUUGCACUGGACCAGCAGACGAUAUCCACAAGAUGACGGGCUCGCGAGAACCGGGGACUUUUUGUGGUUUGCGAUCCUUCAACUGAAAAGCGCACAAGCAGCGGCUGUGUCGGCUGGACGGUCACGUGACGGACCGCGUCAGACCUGGGAAACGGAACACUUUGAAACACCAGCUGGCCGAUUCCCGGCCGCCCUUUUACCGUUAUCGGUGUCGCUGCAAUUCCCAGGACUUUGUGAAUCCGGCUCGUCUGCAGGAGCGUUCGCCAAGAUCCUGGAACUCGCGGGAGACUUUUUAAAAGAAGUCACGGCGACGCGGGUCCCGCCCCGCCCGGCAGCGGGUGCAGCUGUUGAGGGGUUUGCAAAAGGCUGCCGGAGCGUAUCUGCUCCGCGCCCGGAGGCCUGCACCCAGAGACACGCACGACAGGUCAAAGAAUGUAGAAAACAUCCUGUAUGCAAAUCUGCAAUGAUAUUUAAAUAUUUGUAAUAUUGUUUUUAAAGGGGUUGAAGAACCACUUGCCGCGGCUUUAAAACCCGAAACCAGUCGAUCCGGGUCGACGCAGCAGGACUCGAGUCUGCUGUGGACACACUACUGAUGCACUGAUCACUUGCACUGACUGAUCCCAGACCUGCUGCCAGCCGGCUGUCUGCUCAUCGUACUCGUGGGAGCAUUUAAAGUCGCCACUGAACGGCCAAAUGUUUCAUCCGAAAUGUAAAAAACAAAUGAUGUGCCAGUUCUGCCGAUGACAAAAUCUGUUCAUCACAACCUGAAAUGAGGAAUCGUUGCAUGUGAAGUGUCAACAUGCACUGUAGAACUGCUACUGUAAGCCUAAAAUGUCAAAGAUGCAGGUUUGUAUUUAUUGUUUUGAGGCGUGGGAUCACAUCGCACUCUUUCCUCUCAAAGCGAGCUUCUCGUUUCUGUCCCUCGGGACGACGUCGGCCGUAUUUUAGAUGUUGGGAGUUGUUCCGUGGACUGACCGGUGCCAUAGCUUUGGAAGAAAAUCGAUUCAUAGCCAAACGUUUCACUUCUGCCUGCAAUCUUCCAGACAUCAUGGAUGCGAUUGAAUGUCAUUUCUAAACCUUCUGAGAGCAAAAAGUGAAUGGAAUACUUAAAAAAACCAAACAUACUGUUGUUUGUAUGUUGAACCUCCUGGACGACAGUCCCACCUCGUGCAUUUUGACUGACACAUUUUGUUUUUCACGGCUUCCAGGAAGUGAUUUUCCGUUAAUAUAAAGUCAAAACUUGCUUGAGAUACUGCAAGCAUUUAAAAAAAAAAAAAGGGAAUCUCCAUUGUUUACGGGCAAACAUUAGUUUUAUAAAUUGUUCUAUAAAAGUCUUAAAUCCACGCUCUGAAUUCCCAGAGCACCGCUAAACAUUCCCGACCGUUAUUGUGCAACAGCGCAGGCAGAUGGCAAACAGAUGCUGUGGUGCAUUCAUGCGUCUGCAGGUGGGUCAGAAAAAUCCCAAUCCAGGAGCCCAGCAGACGAUCCGGAGCGGAAUCAGAAGUGUCUUGAGUCGGAUGUCGAGAUGUCUGAUGCGGUUUGAAAUAAUUAAUUCUGUAUUUUUCAAUUGGAGACACAAAUAAUGACUUUAGUCUCUAUUCCUUGAUCGAAUAGAAACUAGUGGCUACCCAAACUAGGUUUUUGUUAUGCUCCAGACAAUAAUGCACAGGAAGCGUAACUCUACAAUAAGAUUUUGACAGUUUUUUUUUUGUGUUCAUUCUUGACAUCGACAAUAAUUUGACGUCACGGUCCAUUCGGCCGGCGUUCUGGAGCGCGUGAUCGUAUCCCUCUGGGCUGAUGCUUCUCAGCUAGUGAACCUGCUGAUGAUGUCAUCACGCUCUGUGAUGCUGACGAAGAGUUUUCCCCAGAGACGACUCAAAAGCUGAGAAAUGGACCGCGACGGGAGAUCUUUAGUUUUUUUUGUGCAACGGUUUGGAAAUUCUCAGAUGAAUAAUCUCACUGGGCAGGUGUUAUAUUUUUUUAUAUAAACCGUGGAUGUUGCAAACUUAACCGUUGUCGCGAGUUCAUUACCGGUCUCUCGUUGUGGAGAUCGUGACGUUUGAACUUUCACACUUUCAGAGUCGAAGCUCGUGCAAUGCAUCCGUGUCAAACUUGAAAUAAUUUAAAUGAACUGAACUUAUUCCGCUGUCUUCUUUUCAACUGGCUUUGGUCUGAAAUUGUAAAAUUCCAUGAGGUGUAAUUUUAUAUUCUAUAUAAAAUUUUGUAAUUUCA